Messenger RNA from Trichosurus vulpecula (common brushtail), 939 nucleotides. RefSeq names its product olfactory receptor 51L1-like. Gene Ontology annotation, biological process: G protein-coupled receptor signaling pathway. The transcript has a single exon. Gene Ontology annotation, molecular function: olfactory receptor activity; G protein-coupled receptor activity. Gene Ontology annotation, cellular component: membrane. The record is from RefSeq and is a predicted model, not a curated record. Bases 1 to 939 code for a protein of 312 amino acids. Lineage: Eukaryota; Metazoa; Chordata; Mammalia; Diprotodontia; Phalangeridae.
AUGUCUACCCACAACCAUACUCACUCCGGUGUGCUGACCUUCCUCCUGCCCAGCCUCCCAGGGCCAGGGGGCCCAGGACUCCUCACCAUCCUUGGUUUGACCUAUGGCACCACCCUUCUGGGAAACGGUCUGAUGCUUCUCACCAUCUGUGCCAACACCUACCUGCACCAACCUCAGUUCUUGCUCCUGGCUCUGUUAGCCACCACUGACUUAGGUCUGGCCCUUUCUAUGCUGCCCACUAUCCUGGAUGCUCUGUGGGUCCCAGUCCCUACUAUCUCUAGGGAUGUGUGUCUCCUCCAAAUGUGCUGCCUUUAUGCUGUCUCCAGUGGACAGUCCUCUGUACUGCUGGCCAUGGCCUUGGACCGUUGGUUAGCUGUAUGUCAUCCUCUCUACUAUUUGGCAUUCUUUACCCCCAACCACCUUGCCUGGACCAGUCUGGCUUUCAUCCUCCGGGCCAUCAUCACACUGCUGCCCACUCCUUGGUUGAUACCCUCCUGCAGUGUUCAUAAUCUUUCCCUCCCUUUCUGCUUCCCAACAGAAGUGUUGCAGCUUUCCUGUGGAGGGCUCAGCUGGACCUACCCAGCUGUGUCUAUGCUCACCACAGCCAGUUUGGAUAUAGUCUUCAUUACCAUCUCCUAUUGUCUAGUAUUUUGGGAAGUGAUGAAGAGGAUAUCUCCUGUUGGGCAGCGCAAAGCUCUGAGAACGUUCACUGCCCACCUCUGUGCCCUCCUUGCCUUUUAUGGACCACUUUUUGCUUCAUCCCUAUUCCCUGGCUCACUUCCAGGGAGCCUUUCCUCUCUUGCCCUGCUUGCAUCCCCUGCCCUCCAUCCCCUUGUCUAUGGUAUACAGUCUCAUCAGCUCCGUCGUGGGCUGCUUGAUGUCCUUGGUUGCCUUUCAACUUCAAGAGUUGCCCCUGUCCCAAAGGGGCCACAUCACUAG